AGAACGUCAGCGACCGGCAACCACGACCAACCAUUUACAGCAACGCGUAUACUUAAUCCGAUCGCUGCUUCCUCCGACGAAUAUCCAUUUCCCGCGAUCAUAGAACGACAGGCGAUGCGCUUUCGCGCCACUUGACGACGACGCAACGAAACGACCUUCAACUUCAAUGACGGCCGCCAUUGUCACGCGCACCCCUCUACACACCCUUAGCAUGACCGGCGCACAAACGAACGGAAUCAAGAGAAAAAGUCUUCGCCAUCUCAAUAAUGAUCCAGACGAAGAUGCGCCGCCCUCCAAGAAACCGAAAGCUCCGUCUACCACCACAUCCUCGAGAAACGCGUCGCAGAACACGGUGAAGAAGGCCAAGAAGGCCUACGAUGAAAAGGAUGAUGAUUUCACUUUCACGCGUGCUCGCACUAGAAAGGCCAAAGCAAAGACACCUGAUGUAGCACCGGAACCGGAAUUCACAGCUGCAGCUGCAGCGCCUGCUGAGGAGGCACAACCUGCGCAAAAACAACCACCACCAGUCGACGACAAUGCGCCCAUAGAAGCUACACAACCGCCCAGGAAGAAGCCCAGAAAGACGCUGCCCACGACCCCUGAGCCUGCCACGCGACGACGUUCCAAGCGCUUAUCUGGCAACAGCCCUGUCCACGACCAAGCACCUGCGACUUCGAAGCCAGCUUCCGAAUCGCAAUCGCAGCAAACGAACCCCGCGACACCGCCUCCAGCGCCUGAAAUCGAAGAAAAUGUCGCGCCUGCAGCAGAUCGCAGUCCGGCUGUGGAUCAGGGCGAAUUGACGAUACACAAAAAACGCGGCCCUGCGAAAAUCCCGCUACCAUUUGGAGAAACGCCUGUGCUGCGUCGCAACAAGGAGAUGCGUAAACUGAGUGCUGAGAAGUCGAGGAGAAGUUCGUCAGGGAUGAGAGGACGGAGAGCUUCGUCUUUGAUUGAAGCAGGCAGCUCACGCGCCGUACCACAUAACCAGGUCGAAACAAAUGAGUUCUACAAACACAUCUCUCAGACUUUGGUCGAGCCGAAACGCAUGCGGCAACUGCUCAUGUGGUGUGGCCAUCGAGCUUUACCGGAGAAGAGUGGUGGUGGUCAAAUGGAUGCGGCUGAGACGGCAGCAAUGCACGCAGCGAGAGUUAUCCAAGAGGAACUGCUCAACGAGUUCAGCGCACGGAAUAAUUUGAGUUAUUGGUAUGAUCGAGAGGACACAACGCCAACUGUACUGGUAAAAAAGCCGAAUCCGAGGAACAUCCAAAACGCCGAGAAGUUGCAGCAGUUGGAGGCAGAGCUUGCGCGGUUACAAGAAGAAAAACGAGCAUGGGACGACCUCUUAACCUCAACAUCACCACCAAAGGACUCGACAACGCCAGCAGAAACCGAAGCUUCGUCAUCACAAAUGCAACUCGAUAUAUCACCGACAGCCAUCGAUCCCUCGCUAUUAGACCCCUCACAAGCCGACCUACUUCAAACACUUCUCUCAGGCAUCUCCCUAAACUCUUCCGAACCAUCCACAACCCCCGCUCCAACAUCAACACUAGAAUCUACGAAACAGCGCAUCGGAACGAUAGCAUCUACGCUAGAAUUCAAGAUCGACAAGCUAGCAGAUGGAGCGCAUAAACUCGAACAAUAUAGAGCAGGUGCACAGAGACUGGCCGAUCAUGUGCUUUCUGUUGGAGCGGAGAAAUUGGAAGAGAGGGAUAAGAGUGUCAGAGAGAAGAGUAGUGCAGCUAUAGGGGGCCAAGUUGAUCCGCUCGAGAGAUUGAGAGGAUUGAGCAGGGUAUUGAACAAGCGUGGAUAAGAUUCAGUUGGUUUAUGGACCUUUUUUUAUGAGUGUGUGCAGCAAAGCAAGCAAGUGUGGGAGUUUUACGAUUGAUAUCGGACAUUGAUCGUUUGGGCAUUUUGAAACGAGAAUUUUUUUCACU
Molecule: messenger RNA, 1934 nt
Organism: Aureobasidium pullulans EXF-150
Lineage: Eukaryota; Fungi; Ascomycota; Dothideomycetes; Dothideales; Saccotheciaceae
Exons: 5
Coding region: 167-1810 (547 amino acids)
Biological process (GO): cell division; mitotic sister chromatid segregation
Cellular component (GO): MIS12/MIND type complex
Source: RefSeq, a predicted model, not a curated record